AUGCACUCUUUUUUAUGGGUUACACUCCUACUCUUAUCUCGACAUGCGUUCUGCGUUUUGAAUAAUUUCACUGUUGACGACAGCGAUCCUUCUAUACGUUAUUCCCCUGCGGGAGCUUGGAAUGCAAGGAAUGCAGCUCAAAAUUGUACGGGGUGCUCCGCACAACCAGAUCCAGAGGAAAUGCUUCAAGGUACCUGGCACGAUGGCACGUUCAGUCCGACUGCUGGCAGUAGCGAUCAUCCCAAUAUACCUCUCUUUGCGAAUAUAACUUUUAAUGGCUCAGCAGUAUAUGUAUUCUGCACUUUAGCGGAAAGCACAACGGCGCCGGACGGGAACUCGGACAUGGCAUUCUACAUUGAUGGACAAUUCAUGGGCACUUUUGCUAAAGCAGCACCAGGCUUCAAUGAUAUCUAUGAGUACCGAUACCUUGUUUUCUCAAUUGAUACUCUUGCAUUGGGAGUACAUACACUGGUUCUCCAGAAUGGCUAUAUGAACGCCCUAAAAUCUCUCGUUCUACUCGAUUAUAUCGUCUAUUCGUAUGUCCUAUGA
Messenger RNA from Lentinula edodes (shiitake mushroom), 549 nucleotides. RefSeq lists its product as uncharacterized. The record is from RefSeq and is a predicted model, not a curated record. The transcript has 3 exons. Bases 1 to 549 code for a protein of 182 amino acids. Lineage: Eukaryota; Fungi; Basidiomycota; Agaricomycetes; Agaricales; Omphalotaceae.